Molecule: messenger RNA, 1583 nt
Organism: Phragmites australis (common reed)
Lineage: Eukaryota; Viridiplantae; Streptophyta; Magnoliopsida; Poales; Poaceae
Product: shewanella-like protein phosphatase 2
Exons: 1
Coding region: 87-1355 (422 amino acids)
Molecular function (GO): hydrolase activity
Source: RefSeq, a predicted model, not a curated record
GCAGCCUAUCUCCAACUUCCGCAGCCCACUCCGAAAGCAAACACAUCAGACGAGGCAGCCGGGAGUCCGGAGCCCAACCAACCAAGAUGGCGGCGGCCGCGUCCCCUGACGUCCCCACCUGCGGCGACCUGCCCGCCGCCGUCUCCGCCUUCGCCGACGCCUUCGUCGAUUUCGCCGUCUCCGGCAUCUUCUUCCCCACCUCCAACCCCUCACCUCCUCCUCCGACGACGACGCCAACCACCUUCCUCCCCUCCCCCUCCCGCCUCGUCGCCAUCGGGGACCUCCACGGCGACCUCCCCAAGUCCCUCUCCGCGCUCCGCCUCGCCGGCCUCGUGCCCCCCUCCUCCGGGAGCGCAGGCUCCGCCUCGGCCUCGGCCUCCGCCUCCUGGGCCGCGGGGACCACCCUCGCCGUCCAGCUCGGCGACAUCCUCGACCGCGGCGGCGACGAGCUCCGCCUCCUCUACCUCCUCCGCCGCCUCGCCCUCUCUGCGGCCGAGCGCGGUGGCGCGCUCCUCCCCAUCCUCGGCAACCACGAGGUCAUGAACGUCUCCGGCGACUUCCGCUUUGCCACGCCGCAGGGGCUCCAGGAGUUCUCCGCCUGGGCUGGCUGGUAUCGCGCGGGGCUCGCCAUCAAGCGUCGCUGCGCGGACCUCGAGCAUCAGCCUAGGAACCCCUUCCUCGGCGUGCCCAGGGCGUUCCCUGGCGUCAAGCCGGAGUUUUGGGACGGGAUGCGGUCCCGCCUCGCCGCGCUCCGCCCGGACGGGCCCAUCGCGCGGCGGUUCCUGGCCGACCUUCCCACCGUGCUCGUCGUCGGUGACUCGGUCUUCGUCCACGGCGGCCUCCUCGAGGCCAACGUCGAGUACGGCCUCGAGCGGAUCAAUGCAGAGGUCAGCGAGUGGAUCCGGGGCGAGGGCGGCGACAAUGCCAGAGCGCCCGAGUUCGUACGCGGCCGGGACGCCGUGGUCUGGCUCAGGAGGUUCUCUGACGGCUUUGAUUGCGACUGCAAGAGGCUGGAGGGGGUCCUUGGGAUGAUCCCGGGGGCCAAAAGGAUGGUGAUGGGGCACACAAUACAGACAGAGGGGAUCACUGCGGUAUGCGGCGCGCAGGCAGUGAGGGUCGAUGUCGGGCUAUCGAGGGGGUGCGGGAAUGGGUUGCCGGAGGUGCUUGAGAUCAAUGGGGGUGGUGCAGAGGUCAAGGUGAUCACAACGCCUCCAGCAGAGGCCUGGCAGUACCGGAAGCAAGAGGCGGAGAAGGCUGCCACGGCGUUGAAGGAGAAGAAGGGGGAGGUAAAAGAUGGGCUUGCAUUGCUGGUGAGGGAGAGCCAUGUGUUGAAAGAGGUAGAAGCUAAGGCUUAGUUUAGGUGUUACUUGAUACUAGAGAUUGUUUUGGCAUCUCUGAAUUUGGAGUACAAUGGUGAAUUUGGGGAUAACUGAGGCUAGGAGUGGAAGGGAUUGAUUGUAGAAAUUGUUGGUGGAUUCAACAAUUGAUAUCCACGAAAGAAAGGGAAUUCUACUGUGAUUGUCAUUAUUUAUCUAGAUGUGCUAAUUGGUUACUGAUAUACAAUUAUUGGCCAAUGAGUGAAA